This is a messenger RNA of Tarenaya hassleriana, 1190 nucleotides long. Its product is annotated as ethylene-responsive transcription factor ERF071-like. Lineage: Eukaryota; Viridiplantae; Streptophyta; Magnoliopsida; Brassicales; Cleomaceae. The transcript is spliced from 2 exons. Gene Ontology annotation, biological process: ethylene-activated signaling pathway; regulation of DNA-templated transcription. The coding region runs from base 146 to 1063 and encodes 305 amino acids. The record is from RefSeq and is a predicted model, not a curated record. Gene Ontology annotation, molecular function: DNA binding; DNA-binding transcription factor activity.
CCCUCCCAGGACUCAGUCGUCUCUUUUUAUUCUAGAGUUUCAUCGUCUUCGUCUUCGCGUAAAACCCUAAACCCUUCGAAACCCUUUUGCUGAGUUAUAAGAGAAAACCUCCUACUCGGUUAAGAAUCCCAUCGCCCUUUUCAGAAUGUGUGGAGGUGCCAUCAUCUCUGAUUUCAUCAUCCGCAACCGCGGCCGAGAUGUCUCCGCCGCCGACAUCUGGCCGAAUUCCUCCUCUGCUAAGAUAGUCGGCGGCGAGUUCGAGUUCGAGUCCGAUCCGAGUCAACUCGGACGCGGUGGCUCCUUCUCCCUCAAGAGGAAUCGACCGGUCUCAGGUGAAGGAGAGGAGGCGGCGGGGAGACCAAAGAGGCAGAGGAAGAAUUUGUACAGAGGGAUAAGGCAGAGGCCAUGGGGGAAAUGGGCCGCAGAGAUUCGAGACCCGAGAAAAGGUGUGCGUGUUUGGCUCGGAACCUUCAACACCGCCGAAGAAGCUGCUCGAGCCUACGACCGGGAAGCCAUUAAAAUCCGUGGAAAGAAGGCCAAAGUCAAUUUCCCCAACGAAGACAUCCAUUUCUCUCUCCCCGCCACCAUGAACCGCCGGAAAAACGACCCUCCUUGUCAUCUGAAUCCAUCCCCAAACCCGCACCUUACCCCUCCAUUUGCCGAUUUGAGUAACACCAGUUUCGGGUUCGGUAACGGUCUGAACCCCUUCCCUAUCCCCGACGGAUCCAACCCGAUCCAGAAUCUUGGCGCGGUGCGUUCUGAUUCUGUCGCGGAGGAGAAUUCUGGGUCGAGUUCGGUAUUGGAGCCUGCGAACUCGUAUUCACCGACGGCGAUCAAUGGCGUCGAGACGAAGGCUAAAGAGGAGGAAAACGAAGUGCAGAGGUUGUCGGAGGAGCUGAUGGCGUUCGAGGACUACAUGAAAUUCUAUCAGAUUCCGUACCUUGAUGGCCAAUCAUCGAUGGCCACGUACGCCGCCACGCAAGUGAGUGUGGUCGGAAAUCUCUGGAACUUCGAGGAAGCCGCCGCCGUGGCCGCGUCCCCCGUCGAUUCGGGCUCCGCUUAAUUGUGGCUUUUCAUUUGAUUUGGUUACAUUUCUUUUUCAAGUUAUUAAAUAUUGCAUUUUGGGCGUGUAAAUUUUGUCCAUCGGUCAUGUAAUUGUUAUUAAUAUUUAAUUAAAAAAAGAUACAAAU